Messenger RNA from Cuscuta campestris, 1165 nucleotides. The record is from the annotation of a GenBank genome assembly. NCBI's taxonomy places the organism in Eukaryota, Viridiplantae, Streptophyta, Magnoliopsida, Solanales, Convolvulaceae.
GAGUUAUGUCUAGACAUUAGCUCUCCAAAUUCAGAUUAACCUCUUCUGUCGCGGUACACAGAAUUUCUGGGACAACAUUUAGGGGGUCCGUAGAUGCCUUAAAAUUGUGCAGAGAAGAAAAGUUCAAGGAGGCCUAUGAGUUCAUCAACUCCAAUCGCUCGCAUUUGGUGCAUGGUGCAGGCUUAAUGGUGAUUAGCCACAUUUCUGAGCAUCUUAGAGCUGGCUACGAAAACAAAAAAAUAGAAUCUGCAACAAUUUCUGAAAAAGAGGAUGAAGCUUUUGAUUUAGCUUUCAAGAUCAUUGAUAUUAUGAAACAAGAGGGAAUCAAUGUAUGUGGAGGCUUAAUAUCCAAUAUCAUCAUUUUAUUGGUUGCAAAGGGUAAGGACCAGGAAGCAUUUGAUUUCAUUAAAGACAUUAAUGAGGAGGACAUUGUACAUAAAGUCAGACUUAGAAAUGAAGCUCUCUCCUUCUUGAUGGAAUCCCUCUGCAAAAGACAAACUUGUGAUGCCACCAAGCUUAAAGAGUUCAUGGAAUCCAAUGGCUACAAAGUGAUAUGACUCUGAAUAAGACUAAGUCGUUUCUCACUUAAGAGGCGCGGGAAUAAGCAUUUGCGUUAGUCAUGUUUAUUUAUUUAGAUAUGACUUAGUCAUGUUUCUUUAUUUACUUAUUUCAAUAUGAGUCUAUCCCUUUUUAUUAGCAAUUGAGUCAGUCAAUGUUUAGAGUCUGUUGGAAUAAUUGUGGGAUAAUUGGAUCACCCUCUAAACCACACUAAGUGAGUGAGAUUCUCUUUUCUGAUAUUUCCCUUUGUAUUACCGCACUAUUUAUACCUUUAGCCAGUUUAUGCUAAAGGAAGAGAAAUAUUAAGCUUAUUAUUUUCAGAGAUUCUCUUGGGCUUCUUAGUCUCAAUUAAUCGAGAUUCUUGAUUGAAAGAGAUUUAGAAGAUUUGUUUUUGUUUUUAGUUUCUAAUUUUUGGUAGCUACCAUUUUGGUAUAAGAGGCAAGUUCUUGUGCAAUUAUGGUAAAUACUCGAUAUUAUGCAACUCAUGGCAAUCCUGAUGUCAGCAACAUCCUGGCACAGCAGAGUGAUAGCUUGGCCGCCAUCGCUGCCUGACCGAACAUUCUGGACGAAUUACAAGACAAAGUAGCCGCUUUAGAAGUCCAAAACU